Molecule: messenger RNA, 852 nt
Organism: Gongylonema pulchrum
Lineage: Eukaryota; Metazoa; Nematoda; Chromadorea; Rhabditida; Gongylonematidae
Source: the annotation of a GenBank genome assembly
AUGCGGAUAUCUGGAAGUUCUUUUACAAUUUCGCUGUUUCCAGUUAUUUUGCUAAUUUUCCUAGCAACUCAGAGGCGAACCGAAGCUGCGAGAGGACGGAAACCACGCGGGUCCACUACCAGUUCUCCGAAAUCCCAAGCGAGCGAUCUGAAUAUCCGUGAAAAGCAUGAUCACAUAUCUUCACUGCCGAUCCUCGAUAUCUACAAACCGCCAUCACUGGCAUCAUCAUCAUCAGCAGCAGCAUCAAUUAGCCAGUUACCUUACUCCUUUGGUACUCCCUCUUUACAACAGCGGCAGCACUAUCUAGAAGGACAGCCCUGGUGGGAUCCGGAGCAAUUUUUUACUUUCCACCCCAAAUUCCCCAAUUUUCCUGGCCCCAGCUCUUCCGUUUCUUCUGAUUCUUAUAGAAGCCGAGCUCAGUUAAAAAAGCACAGCGUUUUUGGUGACAAAAUUGAUCUGCUUUACAAACCACCAUUUAUGGUACCAGCAGCAGUAGCGGAAGAGCAUGCUGAGAACGUGGAAAAUCGCCGUACCUUCUCAGCAGCACGCGCAAGUACCGUUAAUUUGCAUUCAGCCGUUCCACCUAUCGAUAAUACAAUCACCGAAAAACUUUCAGCGAUCAUCAAGCGAAGGUCCAGCCGUUUGGAAAAGAUAAAACCUCUGGUGUUUUACAAGCAUGCGUUUGCGGGCGCAGAAUCGACACAGGCAAAGAGCAAAGUGAAUCGUGAUGGCGAACUUUUAAGAGUACCGUGUCCCAAAUGUCCAAAUACAUUCAUUAAUAGACACAGGCUCCUUACUCAUAUUUACAACAAACAUCGCGAUCUGGCGACAAAAAGUGAUUCGACGGGCUAG